AUGGAAUCUUCCUCCAGACGUGUGGUCAUCAAUGUUGGUGGCGUCAGGUUUGAGACCUAUGCCAGCACAUUGCAGUCUCUCCCUGGUACCAAGCUAGCCAACCUUUCCGAGACAGUUCUGAGUAGCGCAGAUGACUGUAACCCUCAGCGCUAUGAGCUAUUUUUCGAUCGGAAUCCCAAAGUGUUUGCGUACAUACUGGAUUACUACAGGACAAAGCAUCUCCACUGCUCAGAUAACAUGUGCAAGUCAGUGCUGAUGGAGGAACUGAGGUUCUGGGAGGUCAGCAGGGCCCAUCUGUCCCAUUGCUGCUGGCUGAAGAUAAACAGUAAGUCCAGGGAUCUGGAAGACUUUAUCUCCUGGGAUGAGACUACACAGAGUGAACAGCAGCAGCUUCUCAGCGAUACGGGCAGGGUAGAUUACAGCUGGAGAGCGCGGUGGCAGCCCAAAGUAUGGUCCCUCUUUGAGAAGCCCUUCUCUUCUCUGCCUUCCAUGUGCGUCACUGCCAUCUCCAUGCUAUUUAUCAUUGGAGCAAUAGUGUUCUUCUUUGAGGAGACCAAGUAUCAUUUUAUCUACGUGUUUAAUCACACCGACCUUGACACUUAUCAUUCUUUCCUACAAGAACUGGACUCUGGGAAAGUGUUAUACUUGUUCUAUCUGGAGUUCGUCUGCGUUUUGUGGUUCGUAUCUGAGUUUUGCACACGUCUCUUCUUCUGUCCGGACAAAAAGGAGUUUCUGAAGAGUCCGUUGAACUGGGCAGAUUUCAUCUCGCUAUUCCCAGUGUUUAUUCAGCUGAUGACGAAAGGUCAGGAGGAGGGUAUGGAAAUCCUGUGGAUUAUCUUGGGCUUUUUACGCUCUGUAUAUGUCAUUAAGCUACUCCGAUUCCUUUUGCUCAUGGAAGGCAGCCUCGUUCUGAAGGUCCUUUCUGGGACCCUCUGGGCAAUCUCACGGGAGAUAUUCAUUCUCCUCAUCAUCUUGGCUUUGGAGACCCUUUUCUUCGCUAAUUUGGCAUUUCAUGCGGAGAUGUUCACUGUAGAACCCGACCAUCCAUUUGGCCAUAUAUACAACUGCUGCUAG
This is a messenger RNA of Pseudophryne corroboree (corroboree frog), 1074 nucleotides long. RefSeq names its product potassium voltage-gated channel subfamily C member 1-like. NCBI's taxonomy places the organism in Eukaryota, Metazoa, Chordata, Amphibia, Anura, Myobatrachidae. Gene Ontology annotation, cellular component: neuronal cell body membrane; presynaptic membrane; postsynaptic membrane. Gene Ontology annotation, biological process: potassium ion transmembrane transport; protein homooligomerization. The record is from RefSeq and is a predicted model, not a curated record. Gene Ontology annotation, molecular function: protein binding; delayed rectifier potassium channel activity. Bases 1 to 1074 code for a protein of 357 amino acids. The transcript is spliced from 2 exons.